AUGGGUGAUUACGAAAGAGAACAGGAAAGGUUAAAUAAACUUAUGUUACAAUGUUUACAAGAGGAGUCAGACGAAGAGAAAGUAGAUGAUUUAGACGAAGAUUUGGGAGAAGAUAGAAUUGAAGAACGUGUAGAAAAUUCAGAUACGGAACAAGAAAUAUCGGAUUCCGAGAUAGAAGAUGUGACUACUGUGACAGAAAAAAGAACAGGCCAACACGAUUUUCAUGUAGAACAUGUGGCUAGAGAAACUCUGUGUAACGAACUUCAAAAUACCUUGGCAAACCUUACAACAGAGAAAAAUGAUUUAAUGAAAAAAUUCGAAACAACUUUGCAAGAACUAGAGACUCUGAAGAAAUUAAAUGCUGCAAGUCCUGUAAUACCUACAUCGUGCAAAGAAGAAAUCGAAGCUUUAGAACUAGAGAUUAAAGUUAUGAGAAGUGGAAAUUUGUCUCCAGAGCAGGAGGCUGAAGUUAUAAGGAAAGAAGUAGACGUAUUAAAAAAGUAUUGUAUGAAAUUAAAAUCCGUAGAAAACGAAAAUGAAAAACUGAAACUAGAACGAGACACAUUGAAAAGCCAGGUGAUAUUAUCUGACGAUCCCGGCAAUGAAAAGCGCAAAAGCGUUAAAGACAAUUUGAAUAGGCAAGUUGCCGGUAUUUUAGGGGACACCGAAGAAAAGCAUAAAGUGAAAGUAGAUAGCUUAAAAGACGUGACGGAAACUUUGAAUAACACUGAUACGAGUAAAGUUGACAACUUGUAUUUAAAUGAAAACCAAGCUUAUAUAGACGAACUGAACAGUAAGUUGAAAAAUAUGGAGGAACUAGUAAGGGAAAGAGACAUGUUAGCUAAUAAAGUUCAAAGACUCGAAAAGGAACUUCUGCAAUAUCGCGACUUACCGGAAGAUAUAGACGUGUACAGAAACAGAUCUAAAAUGCUAGACAGUGCAUUGGAGGAACGUGAUAAAAUGAGUAAAAAAGUUGAACAACUAAAAGAAAUGGAAGAUGAGUUGAACCAAUUAAAGAAAAAGUCAUCUAGAGUCGACCAAUUAGAGGAAGAGCUAAAAUUGUACAGUAAGAAUGAUAAAAAUAUUGGUAGCGAACUGAAGAAAGCCACAUCGCGAUGUACGUGUCUGGAGAAGGAACUAGAAAAUGUCAAAAUGGAGAGAGAUUCGAUGCGCACGAGAAUUGAAUACAUGAAAAAAGAGAUAGACAUAUUAAGAGCGAAAAGCAAAGAAUCAGAAGUUUUCAGAGUGGAACGAGACAAGUUACAAUUAAGAGUGAAUGAACUUACUCUCAUACAAGUUCAAUAUGAGAAUUUAUUGUUGAAAUGUAAAUGUCUGGAACACGCAGCUGCGGAGAAAGAAAUGUACAAGUACAAAUAUGAAGAAGUCUUAUCAAAGGAAUGUCAAGGCGACAUGUUGCGUUCUCAAGUUGAGGCGGCCAAAGGUUUAGAAAGGGAAAGGAAUGCCCUUGUAAAACAAGUAGGAGAUUUGGAGUCGUGCAUUUGUGAUCAAGAAGAAGAAAUAAAGAAGCUAAUGUCGCAAAUAGACAAUUUAUCCCGCAAUAAGGAUGACUGUCAGUGCCGUAUGAGGGAAGCUUUAGCCAAUAUGAGAGCGGAAAUUGAGAAAAAGGACUGCCUGAUUGCCGAAUCGGAAGAAAAACUGGCGGGCGUACAAGCUCAGCUUAAAAGUUCUAUCCAGGGCGUCUCUUGUGAGACCACAUGUUACAAAACGCGCAUAGAAGAUCUUGAAAGGGAACUUAGCAAGGCCCAAUCGCAAAUCGAAACAUUAAAGAAACAGCUUAAUAAAAACGACAGUUCCCUUAAAGGUGUCGAGAAACUCACAAGGAGUGAAUGCGAGUCCGUUGCUACGAUGAAACGCGAACUGGAUGCCGCUAAGGAAGAAAAUAAGAAACUUCGAGACAUAGCAAAUAAGAUGGUUACUCUAACAGGUGAUGAACAUGUUCAGAAUAUGCUUAAGCAGUCUCAAUGUGCUGUUAAACGUGUGGUGGAGGAACUUGGUAGACAAUAUAAAGAAUGGGAUAAUAUGAAGCGGAACCAAAAGAAAGGUAUUUUCGCUCAAGUUAAUAAACGAUGUCCUUGUAAAUACAAACAUGUUGACCCUCAUCACCAGUCGGACUCUGAAAACGAAAAGUUAAUAGAAGAACUUGAGGAUAUUCAGAGAGAGAAAGAUAAACUAGAACAAAUAGUUAAGCAAAUCCAAAACGAUAAAUCUUGUGAAGGUCCCCAGAACGAAUUAAAGUCGUUGAGGGCAGACAACGCCAAGUUGCAAGAGCUGUUGAAGAAAGAACAAAGUGAGAGAGAAGUCGAAUUAUGA
This is a messenger RNA of Anoplophora glabripennis (Asian longhorned beetle), 2331 nucleotides long. RefSeq names its product ELKS/Rab6-interacting/CAST family member 1-like. The transcript has 5 exons. NCBI's taxonomy places the organism in Eukaryota, Metazoa, Arthropoda, Insecta, Coleoptera, Cerambycidae. The record is from RefSeq and is a predicted model, not a curated record. Bases 1 to 2331 code for a protein of 776 amino acids.